AUGCCCGCGAAGACACAGGUGCACGCCGGUGGAGGAGUGGAGGCUCCAGUGAGCUCCACUCCAUGUCAGCCGGAGCUCUGGUCCAUUGCAUGCAGGGAUAAACACCAUGCAGUACCUCCUUCAACCCUCUCAUCACCUCCGACCAUCCCAAUGACCAGCAGGUUUGAUGUCCUGAGCAAGGAGGAUUUCCCUCCUCUGGGCGAGAAUGCCCAACAGCAGCAAGCAGUAAAACCAUCCUCCAUUCACCGCAAGCUGCUGAAGGAGGCUGUCGCACAGAGGAGCUCUGGGAGUAACACCAACCCUGUGACAACUGGACCCUCUGCUGCUGGUAAAAGGUGCUUCUCGGGACUACAGAGCACCCUGGAGCCAUCCAGUCCCAGUCCAACUCAGAAGUGUGUCCAUGAGGGCCUGGCCCAGAGCCCUGCUUUCUCCCGGGCGCUCCACGGAGGUCUCCUUCAUCUCAAGGCCAUCCUGGACGACUCGGGUAGGAUAAGCGCAACAGGGGCAUAGCACAUGCUUCCCUGGCAGCUAGACAACUGGCCCCAACAGCGGAUUCUCGGGUGAGUCCUCUGUCUCACUCCUCUGGUGGUGAUGUGUGUCCUGGGCCACCUCAUGUGUCUGCUGCUUGUCCCUCUGUCCUCGUUGUUGGAUCAUUGAUGGUCCGCCACAUGCAGAUUAACAGGUACACUACUUCAUACCACCCAGGUGCACUUGGUGAUGAUAUUAAAAAUGCACUCCCCCUGCUCCUACGUCACCACUCCUCUGUGUCCACAGUGGUGGCACAUGUAGGAUCAAAUGAUUUGCACCUUCAGCAGUCUGAGAAACUCAGAAAUGAUUUUAUUCAGUUAAUUGACAGUAUUCUUGAUGUGGGGAAACAGUGCGUAAUCUCUGGUCCGUUUCCCUCCCCCCGCUUUGGUGACGUUAAAUUCUCCCGUUCACAACAACUUCAUAUCUGGCUUAAGGACUACUGCUGCAACAGGGGCAUUCCAUAUGUGGACAACUUCACAACAUUUUAUACAAGAACUGAUCUCUUUAAACAUGAUCGACUCCAUCCAAAUUACACCAGAUCCCGUCUUUUAUCAUUGAACAUCGAUCUUACUCUGCACUCCUGCAAGGCUUUUUCAGCAAGCACAAUUCCAUAA
This is a messenger RNA of Xyrichtys novacula (pearly razorfish), 1142 nucleotides long. Lineage: Eukaryota; Metazoa; Chordata; Actinopteri; Labriformes; Labridae. The record is from the annotation of a GenBank genome assembly.